Messenger RNA from Urocitellus parryii (Arctic ground squirrel), 2253 nucleotides. It is a transcript of the gene Gosr2, whose product is annotated as golgi SNAP receptor complex member 2. The record is from RefSeq and is a predicted model, not a curated record. Gene Ontology annotation, molecular function: SNARE binding; SNAP receptor activity. Gene Ontology annotation, biological process: intra-Golgi vesicle-mediated transport; vesicle fusion. Lineage: Eukaryota; Metazoa; Chordata; Mammalia; Rodentia; Sciuridae. Gene Ontology annotation, cellular component: Golgi apparatus; SNARE complex; ER to Golgi transport vesicle membrane.
UGGGAAGUUUUGAGGACGUGUUCUGAGAAAGCCAGAGCCCGGGCCGGCGGGGCCGGCGACAUGGAGCCACUGUACCAACAAACGCACAAGCAGGUCCACGAGAUCCAGUCUCACAUGGGACGCCUGGAGACGGCAGACAAGCAGUCUCUGCACUUAGUAGAAAAUGAAAUCCAAGCAAGCAUAGACCAGAUAUUCAGCCAUCUAGAACGUCUGGAGAUUUUGUCCAGCAAGGAACCCCCUAACAAAAGACAGAAUGCCAAACUUCGAGUUGACCAGUUAAAGUAUGAUGUCCAGCACCUGCAGACUGCUCUCCGAAACUUCCAGCACCGACGCUAUGCCAGGGAGCAGCAGGAGAGACAGCGAGAGGAGCUUCUGUCUCGUACCUUCACCACUAAUGACUCUGCCACCACCAUACCAAUGGACGAAUCACUGCAGUUUAACUCCUCCCUCCACAACAUUCACCACGGCAUGGAUGACCUCAUUGGAGGCGGGCACAGUAUUCUGGAGGGACUGAGGGCCCAGAGACUGACCUUGAAGGGGACUCAGAAAAAGAUCCUUGAUAUUGCCAACAUGCUGGGCUUAUCUAACACGGUGAUGCGACUCAUUGAGAAGAGGGCUUUCCAGGACAAGUACUUCAUGAUCGGCGGGAUGCUGCUCACCUGUGUAGUCAUGUUCCUCGUGGUGCAGUACCUGACUUGAGCUGGCCACACCCAGUGGCUGGACAUUGUUCCCACUGCGAGACUGUGUGAUUGUGAGUGUGUGCACGUAAGAGAGAGAAGGGCCUAGAGGCCACCUUUUGAAAUGUAUGCCUGACUUAACUGUGAAGACCACUUAGGAGUAAUUGUGAUCAAACUGCUCUUUUUUCUGUGACAUCUUGGGGAGUUAGUGCCACCAAGAUGCGUGGUAUGUAGAAAGUGAAAGAAGUUCUGAUUCUCUCACCCUCAUUCUCACUGGGGAAGGGAAGGGAUGGCUUUGUCCACAUGACUGUGUGCACCUGGAGAAGGCUUCUGCAGUGAGCCUCAUGCACAGGACUAUUCACACUGUUCACACCUUGUCAUCAGCAGCCUUUGAGGCUCCUGAUAAAUAGGCUGGAGCAUGAGCAGAAAGGAGAGGGAAGAGGCCUUUUCCUGCACCUGUUAUAGUGGAUCCGUUUACAAACUCUUGUUCCUGCCACCCUCCCCCAGCAACUGACAUGUAGAUGACUAACUGCUAACACUCAUCAUCCUUUCCUGGAAGCAGCUACCUAGGAGAAGCAGAGACAUUAAAGGUAUUGCUGAUAAGGGUAAGCUUUUCCAUACUAUGGUUGCUGGGCGUUUGUCCUUCCUGAAGGAAGGCCAGUGUUCCUGGGAGUGUUCAGUCUGGAGACUGAAGACCCGAGUCACCAAUUUUUUUUUUCCAAGUAUUAGAAUGGUUAGCUCUCUUAAAACUCAGAGACUGCAGCUGGGCACCUAUGCCCAGGCUUUGAUGGGCCUUUGCGUCUUAAGAAGGUGGCAAUGAGCAAAGGUUAGUUAUUUGUCAGUUACAGUCUCAUCUCUAGUUCUAACAUCUCUUAAUUCUUUGGCUCUCUUCUCUUCCUUGAAAUACAUUAGCACCUGCCUAGCCAGGGUAGGUCACUCUGGAGAUGUCUCUGAUUAUAUGUUCUUGUGAGACUUUCCAGGAACCAGAAACUUUCCCUUCCCAGCCCUGGAUUAAGGCUGUAACAAUACCUGGAGUAUUGUGGAAUUCAUUAUAAAGCCAGUCUGUUUUGAAGUCUAUCUAAUGUGAUAAAUUUCUGAAAGUACCAGAAAGACCUGGUGAGUGUAGUUGUUCAUCUGUCAGAGAACAACUGUCCUACCAACCCUAAGGCUUAGCCUCAUGGUGAGGCAACAUAACACUCAGAAUUCCCCGGAACUAGAAACCUGGUCAGUAUUAACUCCACCCUUGAUCAUUCUACUUACACUUUGUCUUUGUUCCUUGUAGCUUGAACUGUCUYGUGCCUCUUUUCCCUCCUACUGUGUAUGGUCUCUUCCCUCCCUUACUCACCUGUUUCAGUAGCAAUACUGGUCUCUUCAGGCAUAUGUAUUUGUGGCGUAACUCCCCCUUUGGUGAAUUUUCUUAAUUGUCACAGAUUUUUAACAUGAAUUUUCUGGGUACUAAUUUCAGACUUCUGAUCAGAAGAGACAUCCAUUACCCCUCCCUACCCCUCUGGGCUAAACAGGGAUCCUAGAUUUCCAGGAAAGAGGAAUCUGACCCCUUCUGAAAAGGAUUAACAGC